Messenger RNA from Aspergillus wentii DTO 134E9, 2293 nucleotides. RefSeq names its product inorganic phosphate transporter. Gene Ontology annotation, biological process: phosphate ion transmembrane transport. Gene Ontology annotation, cellular component: membrane. Lineage: Eukaryota; Fungi; Ascomycota; Eurotiomycetes; Eurotiales; Aspergillaceae. The transcript has a single exon. The coding region runs from base 474 to 2177 and encodes 567 amino acids. The record is from RefSeq and is a predicted model, not a curated record.
GAUGCAAAUCCAGCCAAGCACGCGCCCAGCUACCAAGACGGGAAAAGCUGCUGUUCUCAGACUGUUCCACGACAAAAGAAUAUCUUGACUCGAGGUUCUUCAGCACCAGUAGAUGAGAAACGUGCUUCUACUCUCUUUCUGAUUGGCUGAUAAUGCCCGAAUUGGAUUUGACAAGCCAGGCGCAGUCCUUGGCGGGGAUUCCAAGACUCGGCGCCAAGUCCGCUCCUCCAUGGUAUACGGAGCGGGAGUAUACCCAGUGGCCAAUGUCGGAUGGGCAUGAAGACACGAUGGUCGUGCUGUCUGUUCUUAUUCGAGAAGUGAGCUGAGAGGUGGUGAACUCUAUUGAUCAACUACCGUGCAGGAUGACUUGGCGGGGAGGAUGUGCGAGAAAUGUCCGUUCGAUCUAUAUAACGUGCUGAGUUCGCUUGUAUUUCAUCGAGUCAUCCAUCUUUUCUUCCUCACUAUUAGCCAUAAUGAUUCCGGCAAUCACGGCCAAAUACGACUGGAUCCUGGCCUUGACCAGCAUUGCCUUUGUGGUCAGUGCCUUUGGCAACGGGGCCAACGAUGUCGCCAACUCGUAUGCCACGUCGGUGGCUGCCCGCACUCUGAACAUGUACCAGGUCGGAGCACUGGCGUCCAUCACUGAGUUCGUUGGAGCUGUUGCAUUAGGUGCACGAGUCACCGAUACCAUCAAAGACGGCAUCAUCAACAUCGACAAGUUUCACGGAAACCCUGGGACGCUGAUGCUGGCCAUGGGGUGUGCUGAAGUGGGGAGUGCCAGCUGGCUGAUGCUGGCCACAACGUGGGGAUGGCCGGUAUCAACGACACAGACUACGAUCGGUGCGCUGGUUGGUGUUGGCUUUGCAGUGCAGACGAGUAUACACUGGGAAUGGACCAAGGGAAGUGUCUCCCAGACGGCAGCAUCGUGGGGAAUUGCUCCGUUGAUUGCGGCUGGUUUCUCCUCCAUCAUCUUUGCCACAGUCAAGUACUCUGUCUUGGAACGAAAAGACUCGUUCAAAUGGGCGAUGCGUCUUAUCCCCGUCUACCUCGCCACUACCGGUGCCAUUCUUGCCCUCUUCAUCGUCGUCGAAGCCCCUACUGCUCCAUCGUUGGAGGAAUUCGGUGCCAGAAAGGCAGUUGGAAUCGUCCUGGGUGUAUUUGCGGGUUGUCUCGUUGUCGCUAUCGUCUUCUUCAUGCCAUACUUCCAUCGCCGUCUCGUCAAACAAGACCCCCGUGUCAAGUUCUACCAUGUUCCUCUCGGUCCGCUGUUGCUUAAGGAUGACUGCCGCCUCUACUUCCCCGGCAAAGGUGACAACUUCGUCACAAACUACUACGAAGACGCCUAUGGCGAAGUACGAGCCGGACAAAAGCAAGCACAAGACAACGCCAUCAACGCCCAAACAACCGAGAAAGCACCUACAGACACCGACAUCGAGCGAAACCCUGCCUCCGUCGAAUCCACACCCCGUAUCCAACCGCAGCGCAAACACCUCGAGCCAAACGAGCGCUUCCUCGAUCCCGUCCGUGAUCUCCCCUGGCACAAUCCCCUCAAAGCAUGGGGCUAUAUCAAGUACAUUCUGCUACAAGGCGUAGCCCGCGACGUCGUCACCCACGACUCAGCACACCUCCGCGCCAUCCACGCCCGCGCAAACCGAUACGACGACCGCGUCGAACACCUCUGGACAUACUGCCAAGUCGUUUCCGCCAUGAUGAUGUCCAUCGCGCACGGGUCCAACGACGUCUCCAACGCCGUCGGUCCCUGGGCAGCCGUGUAUAGCACCUUUCGCGCGGGCAAAGUCGACACCGACUCCCCCACCCCCGUCUGGUUCCUCGUCAUCGCAGGUCUCCUGCUGGGUACUGGAUUCUGGUUCUACGGAUACAAGAUCAUGAGGGCGAUGGGCAACAAGAUCACACAGAUGUCACCCACACGAGGAUUUGCGACCGAGUUGGGCGCUGCUAUUACCGUCUUGCUGGCGUCGAGAUUGGGACUGCCGGUGUCUACGACACAGUGUCUGACGGGUGCUGCGUUGGGAGUUGCGCUGAUGAAUUAUGAUCUUGGUGCGGUGAAUUGGAGACAGAUUGGGUUCAUCUUUCUGGGAUGGGUGUUGACGUUGCCUUGUGCUGGGUUGAUUGCGGGAUUGUUGUGUCUGAUGGCGUUGAAUACGCCGCAUUUCUAGCUUAUCUGAUUUAAUGUAUUGUAAAUACUUCCUUAGACUUGAAUGAAGAUAGAUGGGUAUACCUCUAUAUUAAUGGCUGGAUAACUAGGUGUGUUGUUGCCUGAAGACCACUGCUG